Messenger RNA from Fragaria vesca subsp. vesca, 1190 nucleotides. Its product is annotated as jasmonate O-methyltransferase-like. Lineage: Eukaryota; Viridiplantae; Streptophyta; Magnoliopsida; Rosales; Rosaceae. Bases 18 to 1190 code for a protein of 390 amino acids. Gene Ontology annotation, molecular function: S-adenosylmethionine-dependent methyltransferase activity. The record is from RefSeq and is a predicted model, not a curated record. The transcript has 3 exons. Gene Ontology annotation, biological process: methylation.
GCUAUCUAGAUGCAGAGAUGGAGGCGUUGAUGACGCAACUCGCGCAAGUGCUUCACAUGAACCAAGGCAAUGGCGAGACUAGUUAUGACAGAAACUCCGCAGUUGGGAGAAAAGCAAUAUCUAUCGCCAAGCCAGUCAUUGAGGAAGCGGUACUAAAAAUCUUGGGGUCAGAUGUCAUGGGAAUAGAGAGCAUGGGGAUAGCAGAUUUGGGUUGCUCAUCUGGACCUAACACCUUCCUACUCAUGUCGCACAUCAUCAAUGUCAUACAUACUAGAUUCCGCACCGGUCUUGAUCAUCCUUCGCCAGUAACGGAGCUUAGAGUGUAUCUAAACGACCUCUUUAGCACCGACUUCAACUCCAUCUUUAUGUCACUCCCAUCCUUCUACACCAAAUUGAAACAAGACUAUGAUAAUGGUCGUGAUUCCUAUCAGCAUCUCAUACAUCCCUUGAUUUCUGCUGUCCCCGGUUCCUUUUACGGUCCGUUGUUUCCCAGAAAGAACAUGCACUUUGUUCACUCAUCUUUUAGUCUUCACUGGCUAUCUCAGAUCUCCGAUGGCCUAAACAACAAAGGAAAGAUAUACAUUUCUAAGAGCAGCCCACAGCGUGUGUUGGAUGCAUACUCCAUGCAGUUUCAGAAAGACUUUUCGGUUUUUCUGAGUUCUAGGGCACAAGAAAUAGUUAACGGAGGACGAAUGGUGUUGUCCUUCCUGGCCAGGCCAUCCACUAAUCCAACAGCCGAACAUGGUAUGUACGUCUUGGAGCUCUUAGCCCACGCGUUAAUGGCCAUGGCUUCCAAUGGACUUAUCAAAGAGGAAAAGGUUGAUUCGUUCAACAUGCCUUGCUACGCUCCAUGUGCAGAGGAGUUGAUAAUGGUGUUGCAGAAAGAAGGGUCCUUCAUCACGGAUCGGCUUGAAGCUUUCGAAGUGGAUUGGGACACUGUUGCUCCUGAUGAUCUCGAUCAUGAUCAAGUUGCAUUUGAUGAUGAUGAUGAUCAAGUAAUAUUUAGUGGCCAGCAGGUCGCCAAUAACAUAAGAGUUGUGACAGAGUCAAUUCUCGAACCUCAUUUUGGAAAAGAGAUGAUGGAUGAUCUAUUCCAGAAAUAUGCAGAGGAAGUCAGUAAGCACUUAUCCAGCUGUGUUACAAGACCCAAGUACACAGUUCUGGUCAUUUCACUCAUUAGAAAUUUUUGA